CUUUACACCAAUGCAAAUGAAUCGUGUGAGGAUCCAGUCCUGCUUCCAAUGAAUGACUCCGUAACCACAUUGACAAACAACACUGAAGAUUCAGCCAGUGCAGCUGCAAUGGAUAGGGACAAAAGGAACUCUGAAGGAGCGACAGUAUCACCUCCGAAUAGGCGCUUUGAGUGCGAGAUAUGCGGUCAGUGCUUUGCCAGGAGAGAUUACUUGAAGAGCCAUUGGAGUGUGCACACAGGCGAGAGGCCAUUUGUCUGCCCUGUCUGCGGCCUCAUGUUUGGUAGGAAGGCAUCUCUUAACGUGCACGAGCGUAUCCAUACGGGUGAGAAGCCGUACCUCUGUUCCAUCUGCGGCCGCAAGUUUGCUCGGAAGGGGACUCUUGAGCAGCACAAGCGUACCCACACAGGCGAGAAGCCGUACCUCUGUUCCAUUUGCGGCCAAGGCUUUUCUCAAAAGUCAGGUCUUGCGAAACACCGUUUCGACCACACGGACGACAGAGCAUACACUUGCCUCACCUGUGGGCUCAAGUUUGCUUACAAGGCCAAGCUCGCUAGACACGAACGUAGCCAUACAGGUGUGAUACCCUAUGAGUGUCCGAUGUGCCCGUCCAAAUUCUGCAAGAAGGAGACUUUAGACCGACACGUGCAGUUGCACACAAGCGGAGUAGACAUGUGGCACUGCGUGGAAUGUGGCAAGAACUUCACCAAGUUAACGCUCCUGCUGACACAUAUGAAGUGGCACGCGACGGAUAAGCCACACCCGUGCCACCUAUGCCCGGCCGGAUUCAAAUAUAAAUGUGACCUGGAUGUGCACAUGUUAACUCACACGGGUGAAAAGCCGCACAAGUGUCCCGAGUGCGCGAGACAGUUCGCCAGGAGUGGAGACCUCAACAGGCACAUGCGCAGUAUCCACGAUAGAGCCAAGAUUACAACAGCAAGCUCAGUCAACAGGGUGGAGAUUACCAUGCCAAGUAACACUCCGACUUCAUUGCAUCCUGCGAAUCCCGACAUGAAUGAAAAAGGACCAGCUGAAGCAGCAGUCGACGAACAAGCAGCUGUGAAGCAUUGUGGGGCGCCACAGCCCUUUGUGUAACCCCUGUGUGUAACCCCUGUGUGUAACCCCUGUGUAACCCCUGUGUGUAAGGAGACUGUGGCGACACUUAUUCACCCAUAUGCGACAUACUGCUGGCAUACCCAUGCGAAGACGCAAUGGGAUGAGCACUUAGAGACAAAGAACAAUGUUUUUUUUUUUAGAGGUGU
Messenger RNA from Rhipicephalus microplus (southern cattle tick), 1259 nucleotides. RefSeq lists its product as uncharacterized. The record is from RefSeq and is a predicted model, not a curated record. Gene Ontology annotation, molecular function: DNA-binding transcription factor activity, RNA polymerase II-specific; RNA polymerase II cis-regulatory region sequence-specific DNA binding. NCBI's taxonomy places the organism in Eukaryota, Metazoa, Arthropoda, Arachnida, Ixodida, Ixodidae. Gene Ontology annotation, biological process: regulation of transcription by RNA polymerase II.